Molecule: messenger RNA, 1128 nt
Organism: Fusarium verticillioides 7600
Lineage: Eukaryota; Fungi; Ascomycota; Sordariomycetes; Hypocreales; Nectriaceae
Exons: 2
Coding region: 1-1128 (375 amino acids)
Cellular component (GO): intracellular anatomical structure
Molecular function (GO): RNA binding
Source: RefSeq, a predicted model, not a curated record
AUGGGUGAAACCCCCCCUCCUGGUCUGCUGCGCUUAAAGGAGGUGUGGGAGAGGGACAAGGCCGCUAUCUGGAUGCUACAUCCCGACAUAUACCGCGCCGCCGGCCAGAGGCACCACUGGGGGUCAAACCUCUCCCUCUGGGUUGUCCGCCCCAUCUUUCACCCUCGACUGGGAUGUGAUAUCCUGACAAAGAAAACCAUAUCUAAAGCAUCAGCGCGGCUGCUUGCUGGGCGCGCCGGCCGCUCCAGCCCAAGGACCUGUCAUCGAAUGUACACUAAGAAGGAUUUUUACGAGAUCUUUCUUCCUUCAACACCACCCGCUAUUCUCAAAAGUGACCUGGCAGAAAUGGUGCUGCUACUCAAAGCUCUCGGCUUUCACGAUGUCGUAAACUUCGACUUUGUUGACCCUCCCCAUCCGGAACCCAUCUUCCGUGCGUUUGAGGAUCUCUUUUGGAUGGGCUUUGUUGACGAGGAUGGCUCAAUUACGAUCAAAGGCAAGAUGGCCGCAAAACUACCAUUCCACCCGGCUUGGUAUAACACUUUUUCCGAGGCGUUGAGCUUAGGAUGCAGUGACGAGAUGGUCACAAUCGCUGCGACAGAGAGCACCCAACAGCCGAUGUUUCUUCCCCCACAGCCUUUUCGUUAUACGAGGGACCUGGCUCACCGACGCUUCCACUGUCCAGUGUCGGAUCAGAUGAGUCUAAUGAAUGCAUUUCAUUCUUACACCAGAGCCAAAAGUCGGUUCCAGACUCUUAUGGGUAAGGCCGCUGCUGAUAAGGCUGUGGACGAAUGGUGUGCGCACGGAUUUCUCAGCCGAGAUGUUCUGGAGGAGGCGAUCAGACUACGGAAGCAAUUGAAAGAAUUCUUCAAGAGCCUUUUCGAUCAGGAACCUACCGUUUCGGACUUCCUGAGUUCCGAAUACGACGUCAACAUCGGCGAAGCACUGGCUCGCUCGUUCUUUCACCGCUCCGCCAUCCGUGACCCGGGUGGCUCAAGCUGGUACAGGGCUGUCCAUCCUCAUAGCAGCCUCGUUGGAAGUAGCCAUAAAUGGGUCGUCUAUGGUGGUUUUUCUUACAGCGCCUAUCAACACCUGUCUUCAGUCACAGCUGUUGAUCCGGAAGUAUGCUAG